AUGCUGGGGACGUGAGGUGGUAAGGACGUGGAGAACACCGAGGAUGCAGGGGGACACAGGGCGGUGAAGAUGCAGGGAUGGCAGGGACAGCAGGCAGCUAGGACAUGGGGGAGUGUGGGACACCAGGUGGUGGGGUCUCCAAACACCUGGAAUGUUGUCUUUCGAACCCUGCCACAUUCCGCCCGGCGCUGGAGCUGCCAGCAGCAGACAGAAGCCUGGCCGUACUCUUUCUUUGCUCAAGUUACGGCAUCAGAAAGCAACACUGACUUCCAAAAAAAUCUCAUAAGCAUGGAUGGCAAGAAUGAAACCUCUCAGCAAAUGCAUAGAAGUAGAGAGUCAAAUGUAGCAGCAAACAAGUUGAAAGAUAUUCCAGAAGCACUGCAAGAGGUCAAAAACCACCUUGGGGACGGAGCAGCAGAAAAUAUAACGGAGAGAACACAAAUGGCAGAGAAAAAGAAGGAAAAACAAAAUAAUAAUGUAGACAGAGCAAGCUGUAAAAGGAAAUCAGAAAACAAUGAUAAAGUAGCUGUGGAAAAAGAAGAAACAAUGUUAGAGACUGGCAAUCAGUUAAUCCCGACACCUCUGUCUCAUAUUCCUCUGAAAGACCUAAUGGACAUAGAAAUGGAGUUGGUCUACACUGACGAGGAGGAGAUUUCCUUCGAGUUUGCCAAGCCUGUGGCAUCUACAAGCACACAAUCAGCGUGUCGUGAUUCUGAAAAAGCAGAUGCUCUGAGCGCACCUAAUAGCAGUGCUUUGCCCUACAUUGACGAACAGCUUCAGACGACCCUCCGGGAAGCCAGCACUUCCUACAGGGAGAAGAACUACGAAGCAGCAGUGGAGCAGUUCUCAACAGCACUGGAGCUUUUCAGUAAAGGUGCUGCUACAGAUGAUACCCUUGAGUCAUCUCCAGAAGAUAUUUCCAGUAUCGCCAGUUUUAUUGAGACAAAGCUUGUAACCUGCUACUUAAAACUGAGGAAGCUUGAUGAUGCUCUGAAUCAUUCACACAGGAGCAUUAUCCUGAAUCCAGCUUAUUUCCGGAACCACCUGCGCCAAGCUGCUGCGUUUAGGUGUUUAGAGAGAUACUCUGAAGCUGCAAGGAGCACCAUGAUUGCUGACUAUAUGUACUGGCUGACAGGAGGCACUGAGCAGCAUACAAGCAAGCUCAUCAAACUGUAUUGGCAGGCUAUGAUUGAAGAAGCUAUCGCUAGAGAAGUAUCCUUUUCAGUUAUGUACACACCAUGUGUGACAGAAGUCAAGGCUGACAAAAUAAACAAGAUAAAGGACUUGUUUGCUAAAAAGCACCCUGAUUACGUGGAGCACAUAUAUACAGAUCCUCAUGGAUUUCACUUCUUGCCACAGACGGCUGAGUGGCCGUCUCUGCCUCCCCAGCGGUACUUACUGACUCUGGGUUUCAGAAACAAACGUAUUGGAAAAAUCUUGGAAAGGUGGUCAAGUAAAAAACUGCCAAUCUUUUCAGACCAGAAAGCACCUUUCAGUCCUCUCACGAAAGAAGAAACAAAAAGAUAUUGGGAUAACACUGGGAAAAAGAUCGUGCCAGUAAUGGAUUUUAUAAGAAGCACCAAAUUAACUGACAAUCUCUGCGCGUGUUCACGUGGGAUAGAGAAGUUGCAUUACGCCAGCUUCCUCGGCCGUUUGCAGAGAGUCGAGGAACAGUCCCAAGUGAUUAAUCAAGCGAUGGCUGAGCUAGCAACCAUUCCCUACCUGCAGGACAUCAGUCAGCAGGAUGCCGAACUGCUGCAGUCGCUAAUGGCAGAUGCCAUGGACACCCUUGAAGGAAGAAGUGAUAAAGGACGUGUGUGGAAUAAAAUUCAGAAGAUUGGACUAAUUGAAGACUACUUAUACCAAGUAGAAGACAAUUACUUAAAGAACAAAAGGCUGAGAACAGCUAGGAGGGAAAAAAUGAAGAGGACUCAAAGUACACAGCAACAUUAGAGACCAGGAGAUACAAAACUGUCCCUUACCAGCCCUAAAGACAUGGCCACACAGCAAACAAGAAAAUUAACACUGUAGAUAUUUGAUAGAUAGGUCAACAAAAGCCACCUUUCCACUUAACGAGCCUUCCCCUCACUAUGGGUUGACUUUAGCAAGACACUCCUGCACUUCAUUAGUCUUAACCGGAUGGAAUAAAUGCCUUGUGAAAGGCUUAUUUUAAAUUGUCUUGUUUAUUUAAAUAGUAACAUCCCGCCAAAAAGGGGCCUGUAUCUUCUGCUCUGAGAAUAUUCUGCAUCCAAAGCCUAUAAAAUCCUGCUGGCUUGAUUAUCACCCAAGAAGCACUGAAAACAAGGAUCCCUCCAUCCUCAGAAGAAUUCAGCCUCACAUUGCCUUCUUUCCAGAUUAAUGCCUUACAGUACAGAUAUUGGUACGAUCUAUAGGUGCAAAGUGGCAUCAUGCACCUUAUGGCUGCGACAACUACAAGUGCAAGAAACACAACACUGUGAAAAGAGAAGGGAAAAAAAAAAAAAAAAA
Messenger RNA from Harpia harpyja (harpy eagle), 2487 nucleotides. It is a transcript of the gene SPATA16, whose product is annotated as spermatogenesis associated 16. Gene Ontology annotation, cellular component: Golgi apparatus. The record is from RefSeq and is a predicted model, not a curated record. Gene Ontology annotation, biological process: spermatogenesis. Lineage: Eukaryota; Metazoa; Chordata; Aves; Accipitriformes; Accipitridae. Gene Ontology annotation, molecular function: protein binding.